Microplitis mediator is the source of this 755-nucleotide messenger RNA. Its product is annotated as pre-rRNA-processing protein TSR2 homolog. Gene Ontology annotation, cellular component: nucleus. Bases 84 to 602 code for a protein of 172 amino acids. Gene Ontology annotation, biological process: maturation of SSU-rRNA from tricistronic rRNA transcript (SSU-rRNA, 5.8S rRNA, LSU-rRNA). Lineage: Eukaryota; Metazoa; Arthropoda; Insecta; Hymenoptera; Braconidae. The record is from RefSeq and is a predicted model, not a curated record. The transcript is spliced from 4 exons.
GACAUUGUUGUUAUUAUUAUUAUUAUUUAAUUUAUUUCGAUGUUUUAAUGUCAGAUUUAACCUCAAAUAAAUAAGUUACAAGCAUGGCUGAUUUAAAAGAUUUAUUUGUCAGUGCGACACAGCGAUUAUUUAGUAAUUGGACAGCAUUACGUAUGGCUGUUGAACAUGGGCAUGGAUCCAAAGACAGUGUCAGUAAUUUUUUGUAUCACAUCACCACCUUUAUAAAUGAGAAUGAAAACUUAUCAGAUGAUCAACUAGCAGAAGAACUGAAGGAAUGUAUAGAUGACGAGUUUGACAUUCAGUUGGAAGAUGAGAGUGAGAAACAGAUAGCAAAUAUUUUGCUUAAAUUUAAUCAGUACUGCAGCCAAGGUAAUUUAGAAUUAGUUCAGUCAGAAAUGGAUAAAUUGCCGACCCUAAAACCCUGGAUUUUAUCGCGAGAAGAAAUUAUAAGUCAGAGGAAUAGAUCGCAUGCUGAUUCGCUAGCGAAUAAUUUAGAGGAUUCUUCCUCGGACACUGAUGGAGAUGACGAAGAUAUGGAGACUGAUGAAACUGCUGCUGGUGCUGAUGACGGAUGGACGGAAGUUAAGACGCGAAGAAAGUAAGCUAAUAAAAAAUACACGGUCACCUGUCGCAGUAGUAGGAGAAGAAGCUCCGCGAGGUGAUAAAGAAAAACGGACAAUGCCGGUGGUUGGUGCCGCGUGUGGCAGAUAAAGAGUUGGAUCCGAGAAGUUUAAUAAAAGUAGGGAGUUUAUAAG